AUGUCAUUUGAGCCUCAGACCAUGCGUAAACAAAUGCAUGGAUCCAUGCUCAUCAUCCAGGUCCUCGUCCGUAAAGCUCAUUGGAUUCGGAUCAACGUCUGUGGUUUAUACAGUACAGUACCGGGCGAGAUUUAUGCACCAGGUUCGGAAAUGAACACAUCUGAGUUAGACAAGCCAACGUUUAUUAGCUGGCCACAAACGAAAGUUGGGGAAGUGCAAGAGCUUCUUAUCGAAGAUGAAUUCAUUCUUCCGCUCCAGUUUUACAUUCAUCCAAUGUUCAAAUGGACCAUCGUGUCACGCUUCUGGAAUGCAGUAAGCUUUUGUUGGGGUGUGAAAAUAACACGACCUGGUCGACGAUCACAACAGUCAAAACAAACUGGAAAGCUUUGA
Gongylonema pulchrum is the source of this 390-nucleotide messenger RNA. The record is from the annotation of a GenBank genome assembly. NCBI's taxonomy places the organism in Eukaryota, Metazoa, Nematoda, Chromadorea, Rhabditida, Gongylonematidae.